Jaminaea rosea is the source of this 324-nucleotide messenger RNA. RefSeq lists its product as hypothetical. The record is from RefSeq and is a predicted model, not a curated record. Lineage: Eukaryota; Fungi; Basidiomycota; Exobasidiomycetes; Microstromatales. The coding region runs from base 8 to 247 and encodes 79 amino acids. The transcript has a single exon.
CAUCGUCAUGCUCCGCCAAACUCUAGUGCGAGCCGCUCAACACGUGCGUCGCCCCGCCAUUCGAUUUCCUGAUCGAUCAAAGAAGUCACAAGGUGAGACGCUCUCCCCGCCUCGCCUUGGUCUCCCCUCUCCACCCUACUCACAUCCUACGACCCCCUCUCGCCUCGCCUCGCCCUCGCAUUCACCCCUCGCACUCGAACAGACUCGCACACCCCCCAUCCCCACCCAGCAGCACCAAAAGCGGUAGCCGAUGAUUUCUCCCAUUUCCAAGAAGUACUGAAUACCGGACCUCAUUUCCAUCCGGAGAAGAUCAACUCGUCGCCC